This is a messenger RNA of Chanos chanos (milkfish), 1356 nucleotides long. RefSeq names its product prostaglandin E receptor 4 (subtype EP4) a (gene ptger4a). Bases 1 to 1356 code for a protein of 451 amino acids. The record is from RefSeq and is a predicted model, not a curated record. Gene Ontology annotation, cellular component: plasma membrane. Gene Ontology annotation, molecular function: prostaglandin E receptor activity. Gene Ontology annotation, biological process: inflammatory response; cellular response to prostaglandin E stimulus; positive regulation of cytosolic calcium ion concentration. Lineage: Eukaryota; Metazoa; Chordata; Actinopteri; Gonorynchiformes; Chanidae. The transcript has 2 exons.
AUGAAUAACAGCACUGCUUUACCAAAAAUUGCACCGACCAUUCCCUCAAUAAUGUUUAUUUUUGGGGUUACUGGCAAUUUGAUUGCCAUCGUUGUCCUUUGCAAGUCCAGAAAAGAGCAGAAAGAGACAACAUUUUACACGCUGGUUUGCGGACUCGCUGUCACUGAUCUUUUGGGCACAGUCCUCGCGAGUCCAGUUACUAUUGCUACUUAUGUCAAAGGAUCCUGGCCAGACGGGGACCCCCUUUGCCAGUACUUCGGAUUCGUCCUUUUGUUCUUCUCCUUAGCUGGCCUAAGUAUAAUAUGCGCAAUGUCCAUCGAGAGAUAUAUUGCAAUCAACCAUGCUUAUUUUUACAAUGACUAUAUUGACAGAAAGCUCGCAGGGUUAACGCUUUUUGCUAUUUACGUUUCGAACAUUUUAUUCUGUGCCUUACCGAGUAUGGGUUUUGGAGAAGUAAAGAUGCAGUACCCUCAAACGUGGUGCUUCAUUGACUGGAGAAGUAACGUGAGUACGCACGCAGCGUUCUCCUAUAUGUACGCGGGAUUCAGUUCGAUACUCGUCCUAAUAACUGUGAUUUGCAACGUUCUGGUGUUCGGGGCUUUGAUCAGAAUGCACAGAAGGUUUAUACGUAGGAUGUCUCUUGGAACUGAUCAAGGAAUGGGAACUGAUCCCGGAAGACACCGCAGUUUUCGACGUUUGGUUGGAGUUGAAAUCCAGAUGUUUGUUUUGCUCAUCGCCACUUCAAUUGUGAUCCUCAUUUGUUCAAUCCCUCUCGUAGUGCAAGUAUUUGUCAACCAGCUGUAUAAGACUGAGGUUGAGAAGAGGUUGGACAAGAACCCAGAUCUUCUUGCCGUCCGGAUGGCUUCAAUAAACCCUAUCCUUGACCCUUGGAUCUAUAUCCUCAUGCGGAAGGCAGUCCUUCUGAAAGUAAUUGAGAACAUCAAAUGUUUGUUCUGUAAGAUUGAAGCUCGGGGCCAACAGAGGCAAAACGCUUUUCACUGCAUUGAUGCUCAGCAAAUCUCCUCUGUCAUCUCACGGGAAUCCCCUUCCCUCAUGUCUCAGGGUCUGAAAGAGGUCAGCAGCACCUCGCAGACUCUUCUCUAUCCACCAGAGACCACUGAAAGUUACUUUGGCACCUGUCAAUCAAGUCAGUUGGAAUCCUGCCCAUCUGUAGGCCACUCCACUAAAGACUUAAACUCUGACUCCUCCAAUGGGAACAGUGUGGACAACGAGGGUGGAACGUGCCCAAGUGUGAGUGUGCAGACCACGAACACCACCAGCCCUUCCACCAGCUCAAAAGAUCAGUCCCUGCAUGUGACUUUGACUAAUGACACAUUCCAAGAGAAAAGUAUAUAA